AUGGAGCUACCACCCCUAAACAUCGAAGACUUCACUAAGUGGAAACAAGGCCAAGCCAUCAUUAAGGAGACCGAUAUGGGCGAUGACAUCAAGGGAGAGGCUAAGGACUUUGUCAUCUCAGGUAUUGAAAAGGCAUCAGGUCAAUUCGGUAUCAAUAUUGAGCACGCUUGCAAGUACGUCAAAGAUCAAAUGGAUAGACAGUUCGGUCCCUCAUGGCACUGUGUUAUGGGUGAAGGGUUUUCAUUCGAAGUCACCAGAUAGGCAAAGACAACGCUAUAUAUGUACUAUGCUGGAAAAAUUGCAGUGCUCUUGUUUAAAUGUUGA
Messenger RNA from Stylonychia lemnae, 324 nucleotides. Lineage: Eukaryota; Ciliophora; Spirotrichea; Sporadotrichida; Oxytrichidae. The record is from the annotation of a GenBank genome assembly.